CGGAUGCCAAUGGGUGCAGCCAUGGAAGUAGAACCUCGCACCAGCAUGGAGCGCCAUCUCAUGGACAGAGACCGCGAGGGUCAACUCUACCUGGAGGCACGUCGUCAACAGGCUGCCCAGGACCUGCUCGGGAAUAGAUCGUCCUUCCUCUCCACCAUCACUCCUCCUUCUUCCAAUCCCUCCUCCGUAGCGUCCUCACUCUUUCAUGAAACUUUUUCUUCUUCACAAGAAGGCGUUACUAUUCAUUUCAACAGCACUUCAACAUCCUUGCCCGCUACCCCUACCUCGCCCAUCACUCCUGUCACCACAAAUAUGUCCUCUUCAGACCCUACCCCUGUCAGCCUUCCCCUCCCCAACAACAACAACAACAACAACAAUAAUAAUCUCACCCCUACAGGGACAACAACAACAACAACAACAACAACAUCCUCCUCAUUAUCGCCUUUUCGCUCCUUGGGUCCUUCUCUUCAAAACAUCGUCCCCAUCAUUAAAAAGACGCGCCAAAGAGCUGCCACAGCUCAAGAACGAUCCCUCACAACACUCCCCCCAUCCACCUCCACUUCCAACACAGCAACAGGAACAGUAGAGACCAUGGACCGACCCCUCGUCACCAUUUCUCCCUCCAGCCUUGAAUAUCAACUCACCGCCAACUUGCUCAAAUACCCAACACCUCCCUCACUCCCACAACAGCCCACCUCCACACGUCGCCAUCGUUCAGGGUCACGGCCACGAUCGAAAUCUAGACCGCGUAAAAGUCGUCGAGGCACAGAUAUCGGCGAUACCUUUGAUACCCAUCAGGACAAUGACAACCCUCCUUCAACCUCCCAAAGCACAGGCCAUCAUCGACAGCGUGCAGAGCGUUCCAAUAGUGGACGAAGAAAGAGGAGGGAUUUUGAAGGUCGUAAAAGGGCCCACACCACCCCAACCUCAAUCUCUACAGCAGCAGAGAGUAAUCAAGUGCCCCCUCUCCCUCAACAGACCUCCUUGCCUUCACUUCCUCCAAUCCCACCAAAGAGUCCUCGUACGCUCAUCGCCACCUACUUUCCAGGCUCGUUGCCUCCACCUCCAUCUAGAGGUCGGGUUCCUUUGAAGAAUAAGGAGCCUUUGGUAGUGGCCCCAACACCUUUCAAGACACCUACUUUUGGACCAGCCUUGAGUAUGAUCAAUAACAGCAGUUGUGCACGAGAUGGGCCUCCGGUGCCUUCUCCUUCGACCUCACUUCAGUAUAUACCCUCGACCGAUAUCUCUCGCUGUUCCACCGCACAACCCCAGCAGAACAACAAUGAGGAUUCAGAUUUGGCACCUCCCUCCACUCAACCUUCGCCCUGCACCUCAGCCUUGGGGCUAUCAUCCUCAGCUUCGACCAGCCAUAACAAUACCAGCGACAACAAUGGUAAUAACAACACCACUCACAGCAAUAACAACAAAAGACGAGCACAGCCAUUAGGUACGCAUCGCCUGCCAUCGGAUGUGGAUCUGUUGGUGGUCAAGAAGAGCUCCCGCACAGGCCGAAGCUUUCAUAAUCAUCCCUAUAACCAUAAUCAUAAUCUUAAUAUUCGUAAUCAGCACAUACCCAUCAACAACUUUAGUCUGCUGAGCCAUCACUGCACUUUUAACAAUCAGCAUCAUGCAGAGGAGAGUCAACCCUUAUCGACCUCAGGUUCCACUAGUCCAACCUCACCCACCUCAGAGUCCUUUAUCAAUACAUCGUCUGUCCUGUCAGGUACAGCAGCAUCAGCAGGAGCAGGAGUAGGCGUACAUGAAGGUCGACGUAGUUCAAGUGGCACUAUUUUUACAUCGACAACAACUGUUGUGCCACCUUCAACUACACCUAUUUACCCAAGAGGGUUGAUGCCAAGCAGCAGUAGCCCUCUGGCGGAUUCACAUCUGCCAUUGGUCAUCCGUGUACAACAGAGAGCAACACCCUAUAUCCGUGAGCUAUUUCCUGGUGAAAUCCAUCCUAAUACGCCUAGCAGCACACAUACCAGUCAGGACCUUGAGAUUGUUUUGGAGGAAAUCACAGGUCGGAUCCGGACUAACCGCACCAGUGUAGAUCCUUGGCCCUAUCAAGUUCGUUACAACAAUGGUGGUAAUAGUGACAGUACUUCACCAACAACAACAGGACUGCGGGAUCAGAAACCCUUGCCACGAACUCAUCGUGAGAAGGAGCCACGAUACUGGGUGUUUAGAGAUCAUGAUGGGGCGAUCGUGUUGGGGCCCAUCUUCUUCUUGUUGGGCCACCUGCUCCCAUUCAUGUGGUGGAUUGGUUCUGCUUAUCCAAGUAUUGAGCAUCCAGAUGAGAAGCGAUCAGCAGCUGAACUGGCUCGGGAAGCAGAAAUGGAGGCCGAUAUGGAGGCACGGGUCAGAGCUCGAGCUCGAGCGGAAGCAGAGGCUGUAGCAGCAGCAGCUAGGAGUACGACUAUUUCUAUUGAAGGAACAGGUGCAGGCGUAGGACCUGGAAGAAGGAAUGAUGGAGACUUGGAAGCUGGUCUUGGUCUUCGAGGGAUGGCUGACGAUGAUUCUGAUACAGAGACCGAUGUGGGAGACCUACGAGAUCAUCCGGUGAUUCAAUGGUUACAAAAACAACUUCGGACGGUUGGAGCGACGAUUGCAUCCAUCAAGACGAGUGUCUCUACAAACCCCAACAACAAAGAUUCGACGAUCGCUACAUUACAGAUUGUCAGGAUCUCUGAAGAUGGAUCCAAUGUGAGUGACGAUUAUUUGAGGCCCCGAUACCAUCAACAUCAACAUCAACAUCAACAUCAACAUCCACUUCAUUCUUUGGAUCUGACGAAUGUUAGUACAAUUCAUGUUCCGAUCCCUUCACCCACUGCUGUGGCAGCAGCGGCAGCACAGUCGCGUGCUCGAUCGAUGGGACAAGAUCGAUUGUUCGAAACCCGAGGUCCUUGGUCUAUUGCAGGGGCGAUUGAGGAAGAAGACAUGGGGUGUUCUGCCAUGAUGUUGGCACAACGAUUGGAAUACGACCGUAAAGUGCUUCGAUAUGAACUCGAUCUUCGAUGGAGACGUAUUAAUUUGAUCUGGUCGAUUGGAUCGUUCGUCCUUGCCAUCGCCAUCACAGCUUUCAUUGUUGGGUUCUCUCUGUAAAGGAAAGGGAAAAAUAGGAAAAAAAAAAAAAAAUUAUUCCUUUUG
Lobosporangium transversale is the source of this 3150-nucleotide messenger RNA. RefSeq lists its product as hypothetical. NCBI's taxonomy places the organism in Eukaryota, Fungi, Mortierellomycota, Mortierellomycetes, Mortierellales, Mortierellaceae. The record is from RefSeq and is a predicted model, not a curated record. Bases 4 to 3105 code for a protein of 1033 amino acids. The transcript has a single exon.